Messenger RNA from Tarenaya hassleriana, 1338 nucleotides. RefSeq lists its product as uncharacterized. NCBI's taxonomy places the organism in Eukaryota, Viridiplantae, Streptophyta, Magnoliopsida, Brassicales, Cleomaceae. The transcript is spliced from 5 exons. The record is from RefSeq and is a predicted model, not a curated record. Bases 198 to 935 code for a protein of 245 amino acids.
CAUUCCUGCAACCUCUUCCUCUUCUUCUUCUUCUUCUUCUUCUUCUUUUUCUUCUUCUUCUUCUAAGGACUGUGCUCUCUGAAUAGAAUCAAUCGCCAUACACUUCAAAGGUUACUCUUGAGCUCGCAAAGCUGGCUAUUGCAAACCAUAAUCACCAGUUCAACUUCGGGGCCAUCAAGGCCAAUCACAAGAAAGUCAUGGGGCCGAUGAUCAGGACAGAGGAUGAGUAUCUGGGUCCGCCAUGGCUAAUGCCGAUGCUUCGAGCGAGUUACUUCGUGCCCUGUUCCAUCCACGCCGAUUCCAACAAGAGCGAAUGCAACAUGUUCUGUCUCGAUUGCACCGGAAAUGCCUUCUGUUCUUACUGUUUGAUCAAACACAGAGACCACCGUGUCGUUCAGAUAAGGAGAUCUUCGUACCACAACGUGGUGAGAGUGAACGAGAUUCAGAAGUACAUAGACAUCUCGUGUGUUCAGACAUACAUCAUAAACAGCGCCAAGAUCGUGUUCUUGAACGAACGGCCUCAGCCCAGAAUCGGAAAAGGGGUUACCAACACUUGCGAAAUCUGUUGCAGAAGCCUCCUUGAUUCUUUCCGCUUCUGUUCCCUCGGUUGCAAGCUGGGAGGGAUGAAGAGGGGAGACGCGAGCCUAACCUUCUCUCUGAGAGGGAAGCACGGGAGGGACUACCAAGGAGGGUCGGAGUCAGAUGAGGCGACCACACCGACCAAGAUCCGCAAGACGAGCGCUUUCAACCGUCUGAUGAACGGCCUCUCGAUCUCCACCGUCCGAUGCAACAUCAUUGGAGAGGGAGGGUUAGAUCAACGGUCCUCGAGCUCCGGCGAUGAGGGCUGUCUGAAUCUUUCUCCGGGAACUCCUCCGAUCUACAACCACCGCAAUUCUAGCCGGCGGAAGGGUGUUCCACAUCGUGCUCCGUUUUAAAAUAAUUACAUUUCACCCCCUACAUUAGAACCAUAUUAAUAUAAUUAUAAUAUAUAGUUUUUUAGAAUAUGGGUCAUAAGGUUAGAUUAUACAGUAAGGUCUCUUAUUAUAUUUGUUCUGAAAAAAAAUGUUAGAUCAGAUGAUUGGAGUGAAACCAAUCACAUAAUGUAAAUGGCAAUAGGAAGAAGAAAGAAUGUAUCUCUUUUUUUUUUUUUUUGCCUUUUAGAUUAGUUUUUGAAGCAAGAAAGGGUAUACAUACAUUUUGGUUUUUUAAUGUAUAAUUAAAUAGCAAGAAUUAGGGUAUACUGAAAAAAGGUUGAUGUAGCAUUUGUAGUAAAUCCACGCUUAUGUAUAAUGUACAUUAGAUUUUGUCCGUACAAAUAAUAUCAAGUUUAUAGAUGUA